CGUGGUCUUGUGCUGACCAACAUGACAGUAAACAGUCCGCAGACAACACAGCUCGUGCCGAAGACGCCACACACUCUGCUCUGCGCCGACAGCAGUUAGCCCGCAGCGCUUGUUGCCCUGCCAAACACGAAGCAGUGUUUUUCUUCCCUGGAACCCGGGAGCCGCAGCGCCACUGUCGUGGCGAACACGAGCAUGGUGCCCGACAUGACGACGAUCGUGCUGGACACGACGACAAUCCUGCCCGACACCUCGACGGUCGUGCUCGACAUGGCGGCGGGCGCGCUGGACACGACGACGAUCAUUGUCGACACGACUAUGAUCAUGUUUGACACGUCGAGGACGAUCGUGCUCGACACGACCACUACAGUGUUCGACACGACGAAGACGACCGUGUUCGACACGACGACAAUCGUGUUCGACACGAUGACGAUCGUGCUCGACACUACGACGAUCGUGUUCGACACGACGAGGAUCGUGUUCGACGAUCGUGUUCAACAACCACGCCCGACGACCGCGUUCGGCACGACGACGAUCGUGCAGGGCACGAUGACGAUCAUGUUCGACAUGUCGACCAUCGCGCUCGACACGACGACGAUCGUGCCGGACACGACGACGAUCAUGUCGUCGGACACGACGACGAUUGUGUUGGAGACGACGACGAUCGUGCCGGACACGACGACUAUCGUGUUCGACACGACGACGAUCGUGUCGGACACGACGACGACCGUGUUCGACAUGACGACGACUGUGGUGGACACGACCACCUGUGCAAAUAAACGCCAUAAGGAAAUCGGGGAGAAAGGUCCGUGUCGUGGCCAAAUCGUGUCGUCAGCCCCUGUGAAGUCCAGAACAACAUCAACCAAGGAACCCGUUUCCUUCGUCCGGCCACCACGUUACGACUUCGACAUUCCAAGCCGGCCGCAAUAUUUUGAAGAUGAUGACGAGGAGAACAGCGAGGAGUAUUCAGAGCGCGAUGAAGAAUGCGAAGAACAUGAGGAGGGUGCCGAUGACAGAGGGGAGCAUGGGGAAGAAGCGAAAGUAGAGAGUGAGCAGACAAUCAGCGAGAGGGGUGGGCCAGGCGAAUUAAAGGGUGGUCUAGGGAUUGAAUAUGAGGAUGAAGGGCAAGAAGAGGAAACGACCGGCGAGGGAGGGUAUGCACAACGGCUCCCGUCGGGACAUGGGCAUUGGGGUGCGGAUCGAGGGCGAGGGGGAAUGCACCACGAAGUGACGGUCGUGUCGGCGCAUACCCAUGCAGCACGGCUGACUGAGAAGAAGAGGAAGAUCAGGCAAGAGAGGAGAAGUGAUUUGGACAGUAAGAGAACCAAGCAGGAGGGGGGGACCAAACAAGAGGAGUGUCACAAACGCAAGUUGAAACUGCUGCCAGUUGAUGAGGCGGUCCGGCGUACGCGGGAGGCUGAGGAGGCCAUGAAGAAAAAACGACAGCCAAGGAAAAAAGCAGCGAAGGGAGGUGUGAUGGAAAAAACUUUCGUUUUUCCGGCGGACCACCCACAGUCGGAUGAAGACGCUGUGGGCAAGACAUUCACCAGACCGCCCUGUUUGCAGAUUCUGUCGCCUGGGAAUUAUUCUGGUCAUCUGAGCAAAAACUUCUUCAUUGAGUUCGACGAGAAUGGUAACCAGAGGCCUGAAAUGCAGUUCAUUUCUGUCAAGUUCGACAGGAUUCUGGAUAUCCCUGCGAAGGAGUUCAGAUAUAAUCAACGCUUUCUCGGUCAGCAGCAUAUUGAUGACAUUUACGACGCAAUGGUUGAAUCCGGUGAGGCAGCUAUUAGAGAGAGAACGAUCGGAGCAGCCACGGUGAAUUUGUCGGGGAGAGAUGCUGUGAAGCCUGCCACAAAACAAGGUGAAUCGAGGAAAGCGCCGAGACCUGGACCCGGAUUCGAGUCGGUAAAAGGAGUCAGGGUUCCAGUGCACUGGAUUCAGGGUACUAGAGGACCUGAUUACCUCGUCGUUGUGCACGAUCCGGAUGUCAGAUCAUGGAAGGCUAUGUCUACGUUGGGGAGGCGUGAGCGGCUUCAACUGUUGCGAGACAUUCUCGCGGGCAGUGUCAUAUUGGCUCCAAAGCUUAGUAAAGUUGCUCACAUUGCCGGGAAACAUUCGAAGGAGACAUAUGUGAAAAUGGUGAAGCUCGAAAGAGCAAUGUUGAGAAUGUUUCACUACUUUGUCUUCAUUUCUGACCCUCACAAGCAGCCGUCAGAGUGGAAGGAACCAUUCUUCGACAACCUUUCUGAUGUGUUCGCUAGGUAUAGUGAUCAAGGAUUGACAUCCAAGAGGUGGAUCGACCAGCGACAGCAUUUCAAAGACAUGAGCUGGGUGCGAUCAUUUUCGACUACACUUGGAGGAGAGGACGAGAAAGGAGAAGAGGGCUUCAAGAAAACAAAAUCGCUUGCAGAGAAAUGCCCCGAAGAGUUCAUUCAAUUUGUCAACAAGUUGUUGCGCAGAUCCGAAACCGGGGGUUCGCGAAGCAUUCGUAUGUCGGGACAAGCGAAAUAUAUGCAUUUCCAGAAACAGGGCGUGACAUCUGUCCUCGUGCCGUUCCAAUGAGAACCGAGCGAUGUUUCAGACGAGAUGGAUUGCAAGGAGAUGUAUUGAGCCGUCAGACAUCUGACGUGCCAUACAGCCGUCCUGGAUUUGUGCCGCCCAACCCAGAUGGGUACGUGGACUAAACAAACGUUUGACGGACUC
Chara braunii is the source of this 2700-nucleotide messenger RNA. The record is from the annotation of a GenBank genome assembly. NCBI's taxonomy places the organism in Eukaryota, Viridiplantae, Streptophyta, Charophyceae, Charales, Characeae.